GAACAGCAGGACACACUGUGAAUCGAUAUUUCGGUAUAAUUACAUACUGAAAUCCACUCUGCGUCAAGAGAUCAAUAUAACUUGCUGACCCGCUAGCUUGCUUGGUAACAAAAUAGUUUCGUAAAGCCGGGCGGUUCGGGUUAGACCAUGGGUCUGUCAGCUUCUACUUACAACACUACACAGUAGAUUGCAGACUAUCGUUUGAUAACGUUGCCAUGGCCGAGGAUCCAUCCGUGACUAAUUUCAGGAACUACAUUCGCAUAAGAACUGUUCAUCCUGAUCCAGAUUACGAUGCGUGUACCAAGUUCUUAAAGAGGCAGGCAGAGGAGCUGGGAGCCCAGUUUCAGAAGAUAGAAUGCGUUCCUGGGAAGCCAGUCGUCCUUAUGACUCUUCCAGGCCAAGACCCAUCACUGAAAUCCGUCCUCCUGAAUUCUCACACUGAUGUAGUGCCGGUUUUUCCAGAACACUGGAAAUAUGAACCCUUCAGCGCACACAAGGAUGAGAAAGGUGAUAUUUACGGGCGUGGCACGCAGGACAUGAAAUGCGUCGGUAUCCAGUACCUAGAAGCCCUGAAAAGACUUCGAAGAGAUGGCGCCACAUUUCUUCGGAACAUCCACUUAACUUUUGUUCCAGAAGAAGAAGUGGGUGGGGCUGAAGGCAUGGGCAUGUUUAUCAACACUCCAGAAUUCAAGAAAAUGAACGUUGGCUUCGGUCUAGACGAAGGUUACGCAAAUCCUACCGAGAAGUUCUCCGUGUUUUACGGACAGCGAAACCCUCGAGCCAUUCUGAUACGGUGCAAAGGUCAACCAGGUCACGGAUCCCAGUUUAUACCCAACAAUGCUGGCGAGAAGCUGCACAAGGUCAUCAACUCCUUCAUGGAAUUUAGAGAAAAAGAGAAAGAGAGACUUGAGAACGACAAGGGCCUGCGCCUCGGAGAUGUCACAACUGUUAACCUCACGAUGCUGAAGGGUGGCGUCCAAGAAAACGUCAUCCCAGCUGAACUGAGCGUGGGAUUUGACGUGAGACUGGCUCCCUCGAUUACCGACAAGGAAUUCGAGGCGAUGGUGAAGCUUUGGUGUGAAAAAGCAGGCGACGAUGUUUCCUACGAAUUCACUCGUAAAGCUGUUCCACAAGUUGUAACCUGCAUAGAAGAUGGAAAGAAUCCUUGGUGGGACGCGUUUUCUUCAGCCUGUAAGAAGGAGAAGCUGGACAUAGACACGGAAAUAUUUCCUGCGUCCACAGAUUCAAAGUACAUAAGAAUGCUUGGUAUACCAGCCCUAGGAUUCUCGCCAAUCAACAACACGCCGAUUCUCCUCCACGACAACAACGAAUUCCUGAACGAGAAGAUAUUUUUGCGAGGAAUCGAAAUCUACGCGACCAUUAUCCCGGCCUUGGCUAAUCUGAAGCCUUAAUCAAGAGCCUUGAUUCAAUGAGCCAUAUGAUUCUUCCUAUAACUCGAGUUUAAAACUUUAAUGGUCGGGAAUUGAAUAAAAUGGGACUAACGUAUCUGCGCAACAGAAGUAUGCUUGGUUAUCAAGGUCUUUAUUUGGAAUCCUGUAGUAAUUUUGAUUAAUUCUCGUACGAUUUAUAUGACCUUAUUAUCCAGCUGUGUAUCCCUAUGUAAUGUAUGAAUAUCUAAUGAUAAAAUUCUUGUUA
Messenger RNA from Macrobrachium nipponense, 1656 nucleotides. RefSeq names its product aminoacylase-1-like. Lineage: Eukaryota; Metazoa; Arthropoda; Malacostraca; Decapoda; Palaemonidae. The record is from RefSeq and is a predicted model, not a curated record. Gene Ontology annotation, biological process: amino acid metabolic process. The transcript is spliced from 9 exons. Bases 216 to 1412 code for a protein of 398 amino acids. Gene Ontology annotation, molecular function: aminoacylase activity. Gene Ontology annotation, cellular component: cytoplasm.